CUUGUAGCAUCUCGUCUGAUACAGCAACACCUGGAGACUUUUCAGUGGCACAGUUUGUGUUCCUUGAAGACUCACCCCAGACAGUGUAAUCCUUGUUGGAAGUCAGGCAGGAACUCUUCUAGGAAAAUUCCAUUCGGAUACAAUGGCCAGAUCGUCAUCAGCAUUUGAAUUUGUCAUUUUAUACACAAUCUUCUGCAUCCUCUUGACCACGCACAUUGCCUACGCUGCAGAUGGAGACAUGGAAGAAUCGAAGCCCCGUCGGUCUGGAAACAUGGGUCUUUUCCCCUUCCCAAGAGUCGGAAGAUCUGAUCCCGAAAUGAUUGCCUACGAGAACGUUAUGAACUCAAUAGAGGAUUAUGAUGUUCCCAAAUACGAGAUGAAGCGACAGGGCUUGAUACCGUUUCCGCGAGUUGGACGAGCUAGGGCUGGACCGAUGUGGGCUAAAAUCGCCCGGGAGGAGUACGGCAAGCGGACAGGAGGCGUGGGUGCCAACGGAGGUCUCUGGUUCGGACCACGCCUGGGAAGGAUUCAAAAGCGCAGUCCCAACCAUGACGACACAAUCCAAGUAAAGAGUCGUCAUGAUAUUUACACACCGCGACUUGGGCGCGAGAGUGACGAGCUGGAGAGCACAGAUUACGACGAAUUACUAACCCUUUUACCGAAUCUUAAGAGCUUCAGUUAAUUUGAUAAUCUGAUGGAAAAAAAUGACAUCUAACUUCUCACUGUAUAAAUGAAAAAUUCUACACGGAAAAACAUUCUUGCGACAAUGGAACUUUGAAUUCACGAAGGCUGGUGAAAAUUUCUUAUUACCAAAGAAGAAAUUUUUAGAGAAUUCAAAGUUCUAUUGCAAAUUGAAGAUAAAGGGAUAAAAGUUAAAUGAAUUUUUGUAAAUCUAACUGUAUGGAGUGUUUAUCAACUGGAAUUUCCCAAAUUUAUUAUGCUGAAGAGUUGCAAUAACGUCUACUUCUGCAUUUAAAUGGAUAAUUGUUAAAUAUGUAUAAAUAUUGGCAAAUAAAUGCAAAAAUG
Phlebotomus argentipes is the source of this 1026-nucleotide messenger RNA. RefSeq names its product cardio acceleratory peptide 2b (gene Capa). Bases 143 to 682 code for a protein of 179 amino acids. Lineage: Eukaryota; Metazoa; Arthropoda; Insecta; Diptera; Psychodidae. The transcript has 4 exons. The record is from RefSeq and is a predicted model, not a curated record.